Penaeus monodon (black tiger shrimp) is the source of this 2768-nucleotide messenger RNA. RefSeq names its product mucin-5AC-like. Bases 80 to 2557 code for a protein of 825 amino acids. Lineage: Eukaryota; Metazoa; Arthropoda; Malacostraca; Decapoda; Penaeidae. The transcript has 18 exons. The record is from RefSeq and is a predicted model, not a curated record.
CCCAGGUAUAAAAACGUGUGUGCGUACUUUUCCGGCAUCACACGAUUCGGUGUCUUGUAGCCGCGUAUAGUCGAACACCAUGGAGCUGAGGACAGGGUGGGUGCUCCUGGCGAUGCUGUGGGCUGUGAGCGCGAGACCCCAGCGGGAGAGUACUGAGGGAACACCAGGAGAGGUUCCAGGGGCUCCUCCAUCAGAGGGUAUCAAUGCGUUGAUCAUUCGCACCUCAGCUCGCCUGAUGUGCGCGGGCAAGGAGGUUCCAGACUGCGAAAAUCUAGCGACGACUUGCUUGACGGAAUACGGAUUGGGUUCUGACGCUGAUGUCGACUUUGAAACGGCUUGCCAAGGGAAGAACCAGUUAUUAUGCUACACCAAGAUCUCCGAGUGCAUUGAACUUCUCUCAGUGGCGCCUUCAGCUGGACAGAUACUAGUCUCCGAGGUGUGUGCGGGCAAGGACGCAACAGACUGCAUACAGGAAACAGUACAGUGCAUGUCCCUGCUGUAUCCAGGGGCAGACGGAAGCAACGCGUGUCCUCCGACGGGUUCUUCCCCAACUGAAAGCGCGCCUGACCCCACAUGCACGGCAAACGUUCUAAAAUGUAUUGAGCUUCUGCUGCCGGAGGAAGAGCCCGUGGCAGCAACGCCUCCUACUCCCAAAACUACCGAAGUCGCGCCUUCGUCUGCGACCUCUCCAACUCCGGCCGAAGAACUGGCGACGCUGACCCAAACUUUGAUAGUCAUAACGACGUGUCAGUCAAGUGCCCUCCCGAACUGCCAGUCCCAAUUGGAACAAUGUUUGCCCUUGUUUGGCCUCGGUUCCAACUCAAGCGCGAGCUCUUCGGUUUUGGACGUGAUCUGCGGGGGCACAGUGACCUCGGAAUGCCUUCAGACAGUGGAGACCUGCUCUGACAUAGCAUCUCAGGGUGCUGGUCCGACUGGAGAUCUUCCCGAAGUUCUGUGCGCCCGCCUGAGUGUGCCAAACUGCCUCUUUAAGACUGUCAAGUGUCUCGGUAUGUCGAUUGCUGAACCGGAUUUUAGCCUCUGUGCUGACAAUAGUACCUGCGAUGCCGAACUGACUGAGUGCGCACAACACUUCAAGAACGCUGUGAGUGCUUUAACUCCUGAGGAUUCACAGGGCUCCGUGUCAGGGGAGUCACAGAGCACCGUACCAGAGGAACCACAGAGCUCCGUGUCAGGCGUGUCACAGAGCACCGUGCCAGAGGAAUCACAGAGCACCGUGUCAGAGGAAUCACAGAAUACCUUCCCAGGAGAGACUGAGAAUGAAGCAGCGAUCACGGACCCUAUCGGCUUCAUCGCUGAGGUUACCAACAAUAUCUUAGUACUCCAGAUGUGCGCCGGCAAGGAGAAGGAACUGACCAAUUGCCAUGCAGAUGUAGCCGAGUGCAUGUUUGGGCUCCAGAUCCCUCCUCCUGGAUUUGGUCCGCCGGUGGAUAAUGAGACGAUAUGCGAGGCGGAUCUUGACGCAGAAACCUGUACCAAGAAGCAGAACUGCCUCGUUUUAUAUUCUCCGAAGCGUAAUUCUGUGGACCUUCUGCCUCAAGAAAUCUGCCGCGGGCGCAACGUCUCGAACUGCGAGGACAGAGCCGUGUUGUGUCUCGAGAUAUCCGGGAUUUCGGCUUUGAGCAAGUCUCUGGUCGACCUUCUAGACCAGCUUCCGGAGGAGCCUCAAGCGUCCUCGCAGGCACCGGCGCUGGAACCUGCCGUGUCCUCUGAGGCGACCUUUCCCGAAACACCUACAGGAACGGGUGAAGCUGCUCCGACUUCCGCCCCGGAUGCGAUACCUGAGGGUUUUGACCCAACAACAUGUCUGAAAAUCUUAUCGCCUCGACCCAUACUGAGAAAAGAAUCAACGACGACCACGGAGGAACCAGGAUCAUCGUCAGCCUCGAGAGACCCAGCAUCCACAACUACAAGUCCACCAGCAUCCACAACUAAAAAUCCGCCAGCAUCCACAACCACAAGUUCACCAGCAUCCACAACCACAAAUCCACCAGCAUCUACAACCACAAAACAACCAGGAUUAUCAUCACCCUCGAGAAAACCAGCAUCCGCAACCACGAGACAACCAGGAUCAUUACUACUUUCGAGAGAACCAGCAUCCACAACCACAAAUCCACCAGCAUCCUCAACCAGGAGAGAACCACCAUCACCCUCGAGAGACCCAGCCACACCAAAACCCACAAGGGAAUCCGCACAGACUCGUUUUCCUGAUGUGGAUGAGGAAGAGGAGGAGACGCCAGGGGCCGAGAUCCUGUGUCCCAAGGGCGGGCUGGCGUGCAUCAGAAAAGCCGAGGCGUGCCUUGAGAGGCUCAAACCAGACGGCUACUUUAUCCGGCAGUUAUUCAGUUGCAAUGCAGAAGUUGGUCGUAGAAUGAAGAACUGCAUGAGACCGGCCAUGGAAAGGCUCUUGGAAAAAGUCGACGACCGGAGGCUUCAGACCACCAUGCUUGAAGCCUUUCCUAUCUGCUUCGAAGAAAAUGACUUUCCGGGAAUCCGACUGUGCGAAGCGAGAACGUGCAUGGAAGUCGAAACACCAUAAGAUGAGGAGCUUCGUGGGUUCAGAAACCGCUUCAUGUCUGCAAUCGAUCAGUUUCCUUCAGUUUCGGAAUGAGAGAGAGAGAGAGAGAGAGAGAGAGAGAGAGAGAGAGAAAGAGAAAGAGGAAAAAGAGAGAGAGAGAGAGAGAGAGAGAGAGAGAGAGAAAUAGAGAAAAUAAAUUGUAAAUGUGUAAUAGAAAUGUCCCCAAGACUGU